AUGUCGACACCCAAUCUUGACACAAACCAGUGGUACUCCAUGUACGUCAACAACGACAACCGUACCUCCCUCCUAGGCACCAACCUGUACAACCGCGCCGGCACAACAGGCGCCGUCUUCUUCAACAACACCAACCCGGACAUUGCAACCCAGCGCUGGCAAAUCUACCCCAUCAACGCAACCGCGUACGUACUCCGCUGCAAAGCCAGCGGCGCAAACGGCUUCAUCGGCACCCAACCCGCCGACGCAGCAGGCGCCAUAACGCCGCUCAUGUUGCGGGGCGACGUGGCCGACAACUCCGUCUUCUGGCGCUUCGGCAGCUGGGGGGAUGGGACGUGGUAUCUGUGGAACAGCGCGAACGGGACGGAAUUCCACUUCGCAGCGCGGAGCGAUGGGCUCGUGACAAUGGAUAAGAACAUCUCUGCGCCGCAGAACAAGCAGCGCUGGGGAUUCGACACGCUGGCCAACAUCGAUGACAAGGCGUACUCCAGCGUGACUCUCCUAAGCACCACCAUCACAUCACCCGCCCCAACAUCUUCCUCGUCUUUGUCCACAGACUCAACAUCCCCACGUCCCUCAUCCGGCCUCUCAACAGCCGGCAAAGCCAGCUUGGGUGGCGUCCUAGGCCUCGCCGCUGUAAUCUUACUCCUGGUCCUCGCACUCCUACACCGCCGGCGCCGGCUGCAGAAGCGCACCCUGCACCCACAAGCCAUGACCGACGAGCCGUUCAAGGCCGAACUGGACCACGAUAGCAGUGUGGCCAAGUAUGAGAUGGCGGGUCAUGUAGUGACCGAGUUGGGUGGGCGCGAGCAGACGAAGCCUGUUGAACUGCCGGGGCAUGUUGGGAGACGGUGA
This is a messenger RNA of Ascochyta rabiei, 855 nucleotides long. RefSeq lists its product as uncharacterized. Lineage: Eukaryota; Fungi; Ascomycota; Dothideomycetes; Pleosporales; Didymellaceae. The transcript is spliced from 2 exons. The record is from RefSeq and is a predicted model, not a curated record. Bases 1 to 855 code for a protein of 284 amino acids.